Drosophila subobscura is the source of this 706-nucleotide messenger RNA. RefSeq lists its product as uncharacterized. The record is from RefSeq and is a predicted model, not a curated record. The transcript has 3 exons. Lineage: Eukaryota; Metazoa; Arthropoda; Insecta; Diptera; Drosophilidae. Bases 46 to 426 code for a protein of 126 amino acids.
CGUUCAGUCCACAACGAGUCGGAGGUUCCACUGUAACAGAUCGCCAUGGAGACUCUCCUCUGCAAGUGGAUUCUAUUGGGUUCCCUCAUGAUUUGCCACGCUUAUGUGACCUUUACGAACCUCAAGUGCGUCAUGGUAGAUGAAAGCUUUGGAGAUGUCAAGUGCCACAUCAAGGCGGUGAACCGCACCCACAAGUACAUCGAUCUCACUGCGCGACUCUUCAAAGGUCCAGCGGAAAAUGUCACAGUCAACCUAAAGCUGAUGCGUUACGACCACGGCUACAAGCCGUUCUUCAUUGACCUCAGCUACGAUGCCUGCAAGUUCAUGAAGAACCCCAGGAAUCCCUUCGUGAGCUCCUUCUACAACACAUUCAAGAAAAACUCCAACCUCAACCACACAUGUCCCUACGAUGUGAGUAUUCUAUGACUAUUCCACGGAGAGAUCCUAAAGCCAAAGACCAUUCAAGCACGAUCUGAUUGUCGACAAACUGUACACCGGCAACCUGGAGAGGAAUUUCGACAAUUUCCCCUCCAUGAUGAAUGGCGAUUACGCCUUCUUUACGGAAUGGUUCAUGAACAAAAUACAACGCGCUUACGUGAAUGUAUACUUCCGAUUAACAGGCUCGAGAGAUAAUUGAUCAAUCAGCGCAGUCAAUCAAUCAUAUAAUAGUCCCCUUUUCUGCGGCUAGCAAGCCCCAUUAAAGCGC